Messenger RNA from Xenopus laevis (African clawed frog), 2174 nucleotides. It is a transcript of the gene pdcd4.L, whose product is annotated as programmed cell death 4 L homeolog. The record is from RefSeq and is a predicted model, not a curated record. Lineage: Eukaryota; Metazoa; Chordata; Amphibia; Anura; Pipidae. Bases 166 to 1533 code for a protein of 455 amino acids. Gene Ontology annotation, cellular component: cytosol; nucleus; cytoplasm. Gene Ontology annotation, biological process: negative regulation of DNA-templated transcription. The transcript is spliced from 12 exons.
GAGCUACUGGGGGGCGGAGGGAUCAAAACAUAAACAGAGAGAGAAGAGCACGCAGGCGGAAGGGUGAGAGUCGUGUGUGCGCUGAGUCUUCGGAUAGGGGUAGUGACAGGUGCCCAGUGUGUGGGCUAAAUAUCCAAGCAAUAUUGAGCAGGUCUAUAAAACACAAUGGAAAUAGAGACACCAAGUGACAUAAAUGCUAAUGUUGUGGAGUCAGAUUCUGAAUUAAGUGGAUCAGAGCUUAACAGAAAAGAAGAAAAUGGCAAUUUGGCAGAGUCCUCUAUUAGUGAAGCUAAACUUCAUGCCAAAGCGCAGCGGCGCCUGAGGAAAAAUUCUUCCCGGGACUCUGGAAGAGGCGACUCUGUCAGUGAUAAUGGGGAGAACACGCGGGGAGUUGUGCCCACCAGUCCAAAGUCAAAACUUAUGGAUAGAAAAUCCCGAACUGGAAAAGGAAGAGGCCUGCCAAAAAAAGGAGGAGCUGGGGGUAAAGGAGUGUGGGGGACACCUGGGCAAAUUUAUGAUGAAGAAAUUGUUGAUAUCAAAGAUCCGAACUAUGAUGAGGACCAGGAGAGCUGCAUUUAUGAGACAACGGUUCUUCCUCUGGACGAAAAGUCCUUUGAGAAAUCAGUCACUCCGAUUGUGCAGGAAUAUUUUGAACAUGGGGAUACAAAUGAAGUUGCAGAAAUGUUAAGAGAUUUAAACCUUGGUGAAAUGAAAUGUGGCUUGCCAGUGUUGGCUGUGUCCCUUGCUCUGGAAGGAAAAGCCAGCCACCGGGAAAUGACAUCCAAGCUUCUCUCACAUCUCUGCGGGACUCUACUUAGCAACGAGGAUGUGGAACGAUCAUUUGACAAACUCCUUCAGGAGCUGCCGGAACUGGUUUUGGAUACUCCCCGAGCACCACAGUUGGUGGGCCAGUUUAUUGCCAGAGCUGUUGGAGAUGAGAUCCUGAGCUCCACUUACUUAGAGGCCUACAGAGGGAUAGUGGACUGCGUUCAUUCUCGUGCUGCACUGGAUCGGGCAGCAGUGUUGCUGCGGAUGACAAAGGUCGGAAGAAGAAUAGACAGCGUUUGGGGGACUGGCGGGGGACAGCAGCCAGUUAAGAAGCUGGUUAAAGAGAUUGACAUGCUGCUGAAAGAGUACGUGCUUUCUGGAGAUGUCGUCGAAGCCGAACGGUGCCUGCAGGAGCUCGAAGUUCCUCACUUUCACCAUGAAUUAGUUUACGAAGCAAUACUGAUGGUUUUGGAAGCAACUGGGAACAGCGCAUACACAAUGAUGCUAAGUUUGCUGGAAGCCUUGUGGAAGUCAGGUGUUAUAACACUGGACCAAAUGAAAAGGGGCUAUGACCGAAUAUAUCAGGAAAUUCCUGACAUUAACUUGGAUGUACCCAACGCUUAUUCUGUACUGGAGCGAUUUGUGGAGGAUUGUUUUAAAGCUGGAAUUAUUUCCAAACAAAUAAGAGACCUCUGUCCUUGCAGAGGAAGAAAGCGGUUUGUAAGUGAAGGAGACGGCGGGCGCCUGAAAAGUGAGAGUUACUAACGAGGGGCAGCCUCCGUCUCCCAUGAGUAUGAUGAUGAUGAUGAUGAAGAAGGAUUUUGGGAGCAGUUUUAUACUCACAAGAUGUAAAUGUCAUGGAUAACAGAGCUUUUCAAUAAGCGGAUUUGAUAUGUCACAGAUUCAGGGUCAGUGAUUUGAGCAUUUAGAUAGAAAGCUGCUCACCCCAUACAGGAGAAUUAGUAUAAGCUGCCCCCUCUGAAGUGCCAUUUGCUUCUAUUCUAAUCAUUCCAUGCUCUGCACUGGCGUACAUCACUCUGACUCUCGCUGUAAAAUCACUGAUUAACACAAAGCUUUAUUAUACCACGGGGAACCCAGGUGCCUCCAGGCUGCUAGUUGUAGUUCAACAACAACUAGGAGGCCGCCGGUUGUGCAUAUCUGAUUUUUAACCUUUUCCAUGCCAGCUGCUUUUCAAACCUUGAUUUGGAAGCGGAUACAAAUUCCUGUACCGCUCUCCACGCGCUCUAUUGUUUUGUUGAGGUCAAUGAAAAAGGGGGGAGACGGGAAUGAAUCUUUUGUUCAGAAUAUGGUGGCUGGAACAUCUAUUUUUCUACAAAAACCAAAUAACUGGAAAAUCUAAGUUCUGCUGUGAAUGCAAAUAAAAACAAAUAAAUAUUGCGAGUGAA